Messenger RNA from Periophthalmus magnuspinnatus, 3520 nucleotides. Its product is annotated as zinc finger protein 513-like. Lineage: Eukaryota; Metazoa; Chordata; Actinopteri; Gobiiformes; Gobiidae. Gene Ontology annotation, biological process: regulation of gene expression. The transcript has 7 exons. Gene Ontology annotation, cellular component: nucleus. The record is from RefSeq and is a predicted model, not a curated record. The coding region runs from base 335 to 1855 and encodes 506 amino acids.
GCGGGAGUCUCUUCGUGACGUCACCCGGAUCCGGCUCAGUCGCUUCCUCCACGCUCUUUCACCGUGAGCCACUGACAACAACUUUUUAAAACCAUCUAUUUAUACACAUUUCUCACAUUUCAACGACUUGUGUGCGCGUGAAGACGGUAUAGAAGGUUUACAAGUACAGUUAGCGCAUGUUUAUGUGGCGUGGAUGACAUUUGAGUCUGCUGGAGGAAGAGGAAGAAGACGACUAUGAAACGGUUAAGCAGAGGAGCGCAGAGCCGAGGACUGUGACAGCUCCUGCCCGAAAAACACACCUCAAACCCGGGCAAAACCGAGCCGAAGUGACGCCAUGCCGCGGAGGAAGCAGUCCAACCCGCAGCCUGUCAAACUGGGUGUGCAGCUGCCUGACGCUCCGUUGGUGGUGGACCCCAACUGUCUGGUGCUGGACAGUGACUUCCUGUUGAGUGGAGACCUGGAGUUUGGAGAUUCUGACAUCAUGGGCCUUGACAAAGACUCAGUGACAGUGUUUUCUCUGAGUGUGGAGGAGGACUCUUCUGUGCCUGCCGACGCCUCCCUCUCCUUCUUCUCUUGUAAACGCUGCGGAAAACUGCUUCCCGACUCCCUGCUCGCCACUGGGAUCCAUCUAGGAGUCGGUUUGGAUCUAUCUUCAGACCUGUACUGCCUCAGCUGUGAAGAGGACCUUCAGUCUCCUCUGUCUACUCCAAAACAGGUCAAAACUGGCAGGAAAAAAAAGCAAAAUGGCAAAAACAAUUCACCAUCGAAACUGUACUCCUGCUCACUGUGUUCGUUCACGUCACGAUACUCAAACCAUCUCAAACGCCACACACGAAUCCACGAGGGACAAAAGCCGUUCCGCUGUGGUGUUUGCUCAUACGCGUCGACUCAGUUAGUGAAUUUACAGCGGCACCUCCGAUCUCACACAGGAGAAAAACCGUACUGGUGCGAGACAUGCAACUAUGCCUGUAGUUCACACAGCAACCUGAGGAGGCACCAGAGGACACACGCCACCGAGCAGAAGAGAAAAAACACGACAGCGGGGAAACGAGCGAAGAAGAGGAAGAGCGAGGAAGAGGAGGAAGUAGUUUCUACCCUCACUCUAUCCCAAUCAGGGUUCCUGUCUCUGGGUUCUCUUGAAUCGUCCUCCCCUCUCCCAGCUCUACUCUUCCCAGUGCUCUGCAGAAUCUGUGGAAAAACUCUGGAGGAGGAGGAGGAUAUCCAGAACGAGAGAGGAGACAUGGACACUGAGGGACAGGUUUGUCGCCGCUGCUCCUCUGAGUCCUCCCCCUCCUCAACAUCUCGUCCACGCCGAAAAACCUCCAAAAACAAACUUUACCGCUGUUCAUUGUGUCCUUUCUUUUCUCACUAUCCUUACCACUUAACCCGACACCUUUUAACCCACAACUCCACUAAGUCUCACCGCUGCCCCCACUGUUCAUAUGCAUCAUCGCAUCAGGACAAUCUUAGGCGCCAUCUUAGGGUCCACACGGGAGAGAAACCAUUUGCUUGCUCGACUUGUAGCUACGCGUGUGGGAAUUUGGCAAAUUUAAAACGUCAUGAGAGAGUUCACACGGGAGCGAAACCGUUCCACUGCUUUGUUUGUGGAUACAGCUGCAAUCAAAGCAUGAAUUUAAAGCGCCACAUGCUACGACAUACCGGAUAUAAGCCUUACGAAUGCGAAGAAUGCAGCUACACCACCGGACACUGGGAUAACUACAAGAGGCAUCAACGAAAACACGGACACAAUACGGAAAACUGGGAUAAGACAAAGUAUAAAACAAAAUCCGAAACACUAAAUAUUGGAAAUGAAAAUGUGGAUUCUAUAGAAAACUCGUCACUCGAUAUGGAAUGAAACCAAAACUAUACUCUAAAAGGGGAACGUUAACACAAGUUUACAUAAGGUGCAUUAUGUAACUUUUCCAGUGGAGGGUCUCUAUGUAGGUUUAAUUGCUUUGGUUGGAAUGUUCCACACUUGUUUAGCUUGCUUUUAUUCAAUUCCAGGUGUUUUUUAUUGCUUAAUUAAAGGAGGUUUGCAUCCUUACUGUGAGCAGUCGCCUCUCCACAGAUUUAACAUGUAAUUUAGCCUUGUGAUGUCAAAAUGCCAUACUGUGGAACAAUUGCAGGAAGAAUAUCGGCAGCUAUCAGUGAACAAUACAAAAAAUAUAUAUAGCCAAAAUAACAUCUCUAUGGAGAGAUGCAAAUGGCAGAUUACCCACCAGAAAAAGUUACCCAGUGCACCUUUAAAAAUCGACAGCAUUGACUAUUAAAAUGGCUUUAUACAUUAUAUGAUAUAGCUGUAAUCCAUUGAAGAUUUAAUUUACUGUAACUCUGUGCCUUUGACUGCUCCACUGUUUAACCCUGAAACUUUAUAUUUUAAUACCUUGACUAAAGCCAAUCAGAAGAAGCCAUUUCCUCAACAUGAAAUGCUCUACAUUUACCUGUUCAGCCAGAACCACAUGUCUUGAAAGAAAUUACAAAGACAAGUGGGUCUGCAACCAUAUCAUGUCUCGCUGAUUCCAGAGGCUGUGAUUGGUAAGCGGUUUAACCAAUCAGAGAGAUGCAUGGUCUGUUGUGGUAAAAACCAACAUGGCGACUGUUGAAAAAAGGUAAAAAAAAAAACAGGACUGAGAAACAGCUCAGAUUUCUGCAGAAUCAACAUCCAAAGCCCCAAUCUCUUCUCAGGUAAAAGAACUUCUAUAUUUUGUUCUGAAUGAUACAAGAAUUUUCAAGAGAUGUCUUCUGCAUGCGAGAGACAUGAUAGAAAAGCCCUGCUGUGGUUGGACCAUCUCAAGUCAGGUCGGAGGUUUGUCAUGCUCUGUGGGCAGAUUUCAGCUCCUUCUAGAGUUGAACAGAAUGUAGAAGGGACUUUAUCUGGCCCACACUAGACUGAUAUGUGUAGCACUCUAAAAUGGUUCUACACGUUAUCCAUCUGGGAUGGCUCUCCCUGAAUGUGAACAUCAUGAUGGUUAUUAGAAUCUGAUUGGUUGGAGCGUCAUAACAGCAGAACAAGCCGAAAAAUCAAACUUCUGUUACAUCCAGUCGAGAGAAAAGCAUAGACAUCCUCCCUGUCCACAAAUGCACAAAGAGCUUCCUCUGCAUGUUUUUCACUAAAUGCUCCGUAUUGAUGCAAAAACAGACUGAAGUACGUCUGUCGGCAUUGCCACAUUUGUUUUGUUUUGAUUUCCUUGGGCGUUUGGUGUUUGGCUUCUGCACAGACCUCAGUACUCCUGUGAUUGGUCCACCCUCUGGAUUAACCUUACAUCCCUCAAGAUGGAUUCUCAUGAGCUUGUGAACUCACAAAUAUCUUGAGAAUCCUUGUGUAAUGUUAGUAGAGACUGGCCAGUCAGGCAGGCCACUACUGCUUCGUAAUGUUAUUUUUUUAAUUUGGGAAAUUGGUAGAAGUAUUUUUGCAGGGAAAAUAAAAUGUAUUUUUGUCAGUUUUAUUUGAAAUUAUCUUUGGGAUUUCCAUUUGUUAAAUGAAGAGGGUUUGAAGUGAAUUACAAUAAACAUUUACUGU